Heterobasidion irregulare TC 32-1 is the source of this 234-nucleotide messenger RNA. RefSeq lists its product as uncharacterized. The record is from RefSeq and is a predicted model, not a curated record. The transcript is spliced from 2 exons. Lineage: Eukaryota; Fungi; Basidiomycota; Agaricomycetes; Russulales; Bondarzewiaceae. The coding region runs from base 1 to 234 and encodes 77 amino acids.
AUGAUUGGUAGUAUCUGGGCGCAGAAUACUACGGCCGAACAUUGUGUAGCGGAGGUUGAUUUCGCAUGGGUGGCCCAGAUCGUGAAUAUCCCGCUCGCACGGGUGGCCCAUAGUGUGGGCCAUCAUGAGAAUGGUGCGGGGGCGCUUCAUAUUGUGGGGGCGGUCCAUACUGUCGGGGUGGAUUAUAUGGUCGUGGCAAAGGAUGGUAGGAGGGUGCAUGAUCGACGGGAAUAG